Molecule: messenger RNA, 1347 nt
Organism: Ylistrum balloti
Lineage: Eukaryota; Metazoa; Mollusca; Bivalvia; Pectinida; Pectinidae
Product: cAMP-dependent protein kinase type II regulatory subunit-like
Exons: 13
Coding region: 7-1179 (390 amino acids)
Biological process (GO): regulation of protein phosphorylation
Cellular component (GO): cAMP-dependent protein kinase complex
Molecular function (GO): cAMP-dependent protein kinase regulator activity
Source: RefSeq, a predicted model, not a curated record
GCCAACAUGAACUUCGAAAUACCGCCAGGAUUGACGGAUCUUCUGCAAGAUUUUACGGUUUCUGUGCUCAAAGAACGACCUCCGGAUCUUGUCCAGUUUGCAGCAGAUUAUUUUGUGAAAUUAAAUAGUCAGAAGAAUGUAGGAAAAGAUGAUGAAGAUGAUUCAGGAGGACGCGGAGUUCGGUUUGCUGGUGCAAGUCCUCCCCCGGCAGAACCCAUGGAUGAAGAUGACGACGAUGACGAUGAACCAAUGGAGCCACCAACAAACAGAUUCCAGAGAAGACAGUCAGUGUCUGCAGAAAGAUAUGACCCAGAGGCAGACUCUGAUGAGGGUGAAGACAAGAUUGUUUACCCAAAGUCUGAUGAGCAGCGAAAGAGGCUGAGUGAGGCAGUUCGUUGCAUCCUUCUUUUCCGGUCACUUGAUGUUGAACAGAUGCAGGAAGUGUUAGAUGCUAUGUUUGAAAAGAAGGUAGAGCCAUCUGAACACGUUAUAGAUCAGGGCGAUGACGGAGACAAUUUUUACGUUAUUGACAGUGGUACAUAUGAUAUUUUUGUAAAUGGCAACCUGGUUGGUAAAUAUGAUAGUAAAGGAAGUUUUGGGGAGCUUGCUCUGAUGUACAACAUGCCACGUGCUGCUACCAUUGUGGCCACAUCUGAAGGCACAUUAUGGGCCAUGGAUAGAACCACAUUUAGAAGAAUAGUAUUAAAGAAUGCUUUUAAUAAGCGGAAAAUGUAUGAAGCACUGUUGGAACAUGUACCAAUGCUGAAGACUCUUGAUCCAUAUGAAAGAAUGAAUGUAGCAGAUGCCUUGCAGUCUAAAUCUUUUACUGAUGGAGAGGUGAUCAUAACACAGGGUGAUGAGGCAGACUGUAUGUAUUUCAUUGAAGAAGGAAAUGUUCGAGUGACAGUCAAAAACAAGAGUGAGCCAAAUGGUGAAGAAUUGGAAGUAAAGAGAUAUGAAAAAGGAGGUUACUUUGGAGAGCUGGCAUUAGUUACACACAAACCAAGAGCAGCUACAGCAUACUCAAUAGGCAGUACUAAAUGUGCAGUGCUAGACGUGCAGGCAUUUGAGAGGUUACUGGGGCCAUGCAUGGAUAUCAUGAAGAGGAAUAUUGACCAGUAUGAAGAACAGCUAGUCCAGGUAUUUGGAGACAAGGCCAAUAUUACCGACCUAAGAUGAACGUCCUUCCCUGCUACCAAACCAAAGAGUGCUCAUCUUCUACCCACCCGCAAUAUCAAAAUCCUCAUGUCCAACCACAUCAACUAACUUGUGUCGACUGUGGCUUGGCAGUCGUACUAUUCCAACCAGGCUCAGAAACCAUUGUCUGAUUUUUGGUGCUGGUUUACA